AUUGGGUACAAAGGGUAAAAAACAAGGAAACCCGCAGCACAUUUUUAAUCCCUUUAUUUUCCACAGGAAACUCACAAAUAAGGAUUUGAUCUUCUAGAGGAAAAUUGAGAUUUCAAACAUGAAGCUUCCUUGGCUCUUGAUACUGAACACAACUCUUUUUGUACAUUCAGUUGUUACUGAAAACCAAAAUAUUUCUCCAACGGUCAAGAGCAUGAAAUCUGCAAAAUCUAAUUUCUCUCUCCCUUCUGAUCAAAACAAAAACAUAUCUGUAUUACAUCUCAAUUAUAGAAACAUUACUCUAAAUAAGAAUGAAAUAACAUUCCUUCACAAGCAUAUUGAUACCAUAGAACUAUACUUGAGCAAUAACACCAUUGCUGUUCUACGUAAUUGCAGCUUUGAUGGGCUUUCAAAACUAGCAAUUCUGGAUCUCAGUAAUAAUUCUAUUGCAAUAGUAGAGCAAGCAGCAUUUUCUGGUUUAAACAAACUAACAGCAUUGUAUCUUCAGAAUAAUAAAAUUGAACAAAUUGAGCCUAAUACUUUUGCAUUACUAGGGAGCUUGAAGAUCUUGAAUCUACAAAAUAACUACCUGGCCUAUUUGGAUAUUAAAAUACCACUUAGUUUAAACAGGAUUGCAUUAAGUGCAAACCCAUGGAGUUGUUCAUGUGACCUCUUCAGAUUUCAGAAUUGGCUGAAUAACACCAAUGCAACUAUGGAAAAUGAGAACAAUACCGUGUGCUCUUCCCCAAAGAGUUUGAAAAAUAAUCCUAUCAAAAGCGCAUUUCUACCAAACUGCCAGAAAAGAGAGAUAACCGAAGCAACUUCCAUAUCUUCUGCUUCUAUUGUUUCAAGCAAUAAUACUGAAUUGGCUGCAUAUAAUGGUACCGAUAAAAAGUCAUUAUCUUCAGGCAGUGCCAAAGUUACGAACAAGACAGAUACUGGAAGUUUGUUCUUAGAUUGAAUUUGUAUGAAAGUUGGAACAGGUACAUUUUAAAGUGUAAUUGGAUUUUGAAUCAAUGGAUACAUACAUAUAAAAUUCACUUUUGGAAUUAAUGCAGUUGCGAAAGUAGCAACUGUGCCUGAAAUUAACAUUAACAGCAUUUAUCUCAUAACAGAUUAGGUUAAUCUAAAAUAUUGAAAAUAAAAGAUGCAUAAUGAAUUGCAAAAAGCAUAUUCUUAUUCAAUUUAUCAGGAUUUUAAUGUUCUGCACUUUGAUGUCAUAGAAACCACUGUCUUGCUCUUUAUCCUUCUCUUAUACAUCUCUAAGAUCAGGAGAUAUUUUUAAUGUUAGAAAGACAAGUGGACAUUGAAAUAAGUGCUGCUUCAUAAUAGCUGUAGUAUUUCUAGUGUUAACUAUUGUUAAAAAAAUCUAAAGCUUGAAGGGACACAUAUGCCAUCAGGUUCCUCAGAACAAAUAUAAACAAGGACCAGGAAGCAAUACUAUAACAACAUAGGAAACACUGCUAUGAAGUCUACAGUUUUGAAAUGUUUCAUUCAGUUACUUACUUUUGUCUUUCUGUAAAUAUAAUGUCGAUUCCUUGGGCUUCACGAUCAUUUUGUGCUUUCAGCUAUUAAAAUGACAAAAGCCAUCAGUAACUUCAUCCUAAUAACAGACAUAUUUCUAGUGCCAAUGCAAUGGUUGCCAUUUCUGUUUUCAUUUCUUUUAUUCUACUAUAUUUAUUAUUACAGCUUAUAAGCUAUGAACCAGACUGUGAUAAAUGAAUAUAAACCAGAAAUUGGGGCAAUUUCAAAUAUGACUUGAUGGAAUGGCUGGUAUAGUAAGUAAGUUGUGCAUGCAAACAACAGAAACUUCUUUAUUAAAUGAAGUAACAGAUCUCUGCAAACCUUUAUUUAUACCAUGCCCCUGACAGGUUUUGGGGAAAGCUUACAAUAAAAUAAAUUAAAACAAAAAAUAAACCCAGUACUUGCAUUAAGUCCACUGAAGUUAAUGAUAUUUAAACCAAAUACGAUGUACGUGAGCCCCUCUGAUUUCAAUGGAGCUAUUUUAAAUAUGUCCCAACUCUUGUUUGAAACAAAAUACUCUAGCCUAUCAGCUGUUAGGAUUUGUGGGAGUUGAAGUCCAAAACACCGGGAGGUCUGAAGUUUGCCUAUGCCUGCUCUAUAUGAUAUGCUAUUCACCUAAGAAUAUGUGUAGAGUAGUCUGUUCCUGGGUUCAUAAAACCUCAAACUUUUUGUUGUGUGCUUUUAAGGCCUUUCUAAUUUAUGAAAACUCUAAGCUAAACAAAUCACAAGAUUUUCUGGGUCUCAGAGCAUGUGACUCAUCCAAGGUCACACAGUAGGUUUCUACAGCUGAGUGGGGAAAACAGGUUGCGAGAGAUGUAGUUCAAUGCUGAAUUAAGUGAAUUCAUAUAUUUCACAAUGCAUCAGAGGAAUCUUUCUAUCCAAUGUUUGCUUCAAUGAUAAAAUAUUUCAUUUUUGUAUCACUUUUCAUUGCCAUUUGGGGAGAAAUAAAUAUUGCACUUCCUUUGGGUUGUUAUCCAACAUUUGUAAUAUUUGGAGAAUUUCACAUUUCCUUGAAAGGAUUUAUAGGAUGCCAUUUUCAAAAUGGUAUUUUAGACAACUGUUCCAUCUAAAGGGGAAAGCAGGUUCACAUUUUUGAGAAUUAACUACAAGUUUAAAUCGAUCAGUGCAAAUGCCAGACCAAUAAUGUGUUGGAGCUUCCUCCUCCUCCCUCCUUCCCAAUGCAGCCCUCUAUGUUAUCAGAAAAUCUCUGAGAGAUUUUCCAGUCCUGUAGAGCAGGUUUGGGGGAUACACAUAGGACUGCAGAGGGAAUUCUCCCUUUCCAGCUCCAUUUUUUUCAUGUCAGGAGCGACUUGAGAAACUGCAAGUUGCUUCUGGUGUGAGAUAAUUGGCCAUCUGCAAGAAUGUUGUCCAGGGGAUGCCCAAAUGUUUUUAAUGUUUUACCAUCCUUGUGGGAGGCUUCUCUCAUGUCCCCGCAUGGGGACCUGGAGCUGACAGAGGGAGUUCAUCCGUGCUUUCCCUGGAUUUGAAGCGGCAACCUUCAAGACAGCAGUCUUGCCGGCACAAGGGUUUUUAACCCAUUGGGGGCUCAUCCAGCUCCAUUGAAAGAGUAGUUCAAUCAAUGAAUAACAUUGUAUCCUGGGCCAAACAGUCCUCUUCUAUAGAGUUUAAACACCAUCAAUGGAAAUUUCAAGUAGGAAUCAUGCAAAUGCUCUAGUCAUCAGUAGGGUAAAACAGUAAUCUUAACACUUACCAAAUUAUAGUCACUCAUUACUUCUUCCAUAUCGGUAUUGGUGUUAAGUUUAUCCACCAGCUAAAACAAAACAGAAAUCUAAUUAAUUGUUGCAUAACAGUAUAAUUAUAUAAUGACAUAAACGAUUGCUACAAAACACUUAUAGAGCCUCAAAUGUGUGCAUGUUAGAAAUGGAUUAAGGAAGCAAUGAGCAAAAACUGAUUUUUAAAAAUCUAUGUGAUGCAAAUCUGAAGUCAGUAUUUUUGAAGCAUUCAAUCAAUAUAUAAAAAACCAUCUAUAAAACAAAAACAUACCAUAUUGUAGUCUGCAAGUUGUCCCUGAAAGUCUUUGAUCUCACCAGCUAAAGAUUCUGCUCUAAAAAGGGAGGAAGGGAAAUGUGUUGUUUCUGUUAUGUGCCUUCAAUUCAACUCUCAUAUAAUGUGACCAUCAUAGGAUUUUCUUGGUAAGAUUAUUUGGAGAAUCAUGAUUUUACUUUCUACCCUGCCUUUCCCCCCAGUCUGAGACUCAAAAAGGUUUACAAAAAAAUGUUACUUCCUUUCUUUAUUGCUAACUUACUCUUUUUGCUGAAAAAGUAGUCAUUUUGCCCAAGAUUGAGUAGAUUUCCAUUGCUGAAAGAGGAUUUGGAUCUUCAGGUCCUACCGGUAGUCCAAUACUCAAACUGCAUGCUAGCUAACCAAAAUUUUAAUACAAUGUACACAAAAAUGUGUGUGGCAAACCAAUAAUUUUAAUGAAGACUAUCACAUUUAUAAAUUCUAGCUCACCAUUUUACUAGACUCACCUUUUUUCAUAGGAGAGAUAGACAGAAUUCUCCUGAUUAUACAUGUCCCUUUCUUUCUGAAGCUUGUUAAUUUCUGUAGUAAGCUCACUUAUUUUGCUUCUGUUGAAAAAUAAGCAGGUGGUCACAAUAAGAUAUGUAUUCCAAUAUUUACACAAGCAAUUGGCUUAAUGUGUAUCACACAAUUCUACAGCAAUAUUACAAAAAAAUAACAACCACACAAUCUAAUCACAAUUUAAGACAAAAUUAAAAAACAAAUAAAUAGUAGUAUGUGGAUAUAAAAUUAAAACACAGUUAAAAUAGAAUAAGAAUAUUCAUACAAUUCAAAUUGCAUUUAAAACUAAAUAUCCUUCCCAGCCCUCAGCACAGCCUCCCCAACAGUGUUCCCAUCAUGUCUGCUGACGCACAAAUGUCUUUGAGGAUGGGGCCAUCCUGGUCUCUCAUGGAAGGGAGUUCCAAAGUCUGGAAACACCCACUGAAAUGGCCCUCUCCCUUGUUCCACCAAAUGUAUUUAAGCAGGUGGUGGCACAGAGAGAAGGUCCUCCCCAGAGGAUUCUAACAGGCUCAUACAGUCCUUCAAAUAACCUAGACCCAAGCUGUAUAUGAUGUUGAAAGAAAUGGUUAAGGUCAAAAUUAUAAUGGAAUCCACGUUUUAUUUGUUGAUGCUGCUGAAUGAUUAACUAGAAAGAAAACAUGGAAGAUUACAGCAAUAUAUCAUAACUGAAAUAAGAACUGGGGGAGGCCCUGCUCUCGGUCCCACCUCUGUCACAGGCGUGACUGGUGAGGACGAGACAGGGCCUUCUCAGUGGUAGCCCCUCAGCUAUGGAACUCCUUCGAUCAGCCUCUUCCCUUUUAGCCUUCAGGAAGAAAAUUAAAACAUGGCUUUGGGACCAAGCUUUUGGAGAAUUUGUAGUGCAAUAAAUGAACUUUAAAUACGUGCAAUGAUAACUUGGAAUGGCCCUGGACUACGACUUUGGAUGAUGUGAUUUUAAUAAUUGCUGUAACUGUUUUUAAUUGUUUAAAUUGUUUGGUUUUAAUGUGUUUUACCAAUUGUCUCUUUUUACGGCAUUGAAUUGCGCCAACAUGUAAAGUCACCCUGAGCCCCCCCCAGGUUAAAAAGGGCAGGGUAGAAAUAUGGCAAGUAAAUAAAUAAAUAAAUAAAUCGUCUAUGCUCA
Molecule: messenger RNA, 5182 nt
Organism: Anolis carolinensis (green anole)
Lineage: Eukaryota; Metazoa; Chordata; Lepidosauria; Squamata; Anolidae
Gene: lrrc19
Product: leucine rich repeat containing 19
Exons: 5
Coding region: 119-958 (279 amino acids)
Biological process (GO): interleukin-8 production; positive regulation of non-canonical NF-kappaB signal transduction
Cellular component (GO): plasma membrane
Molecular function (GO): signaling receptor activity; protein binding
Source: RefSeq, a predicted model, not a curated record